AUGUUUGAUGUUUUGAGAAACGACAGAGUAACUAUAAACGUUGGCGGUUUUCGACACAACACUUUUUUGACGACGUUAAAAAAUAUUCCUGAUACUCGGUUGUCGUGGAUUGCAGAGAACCAUCCGAACAGCCCCGAUUUCGACCCCGUGCUUGGAGAAUACUUCUUCGAUCGACAUCCACGAAUAUUUACCGAAGUUUUGAAUUAUUACCGCAUUGGCAAGCUUCAUUGCCCAGCCGAUGUUUGCUCGGCGCUAUUUCAAGAGGAAUUGUCGUAUUGGGGAAUAAACGAACGGGAUAUCGAGCCAUGUUGUUGGGUCUUGUACAAGCGGCAGAUGAACACAGAGGAGACACUUAAAACAUUUCAUCUUGAUAAUGCGAGGAAAGCGUCCGGAGGUUGCACAAGCAAUGCUAAAGGUGAGAAAAAGCGGGCAACCAUAGCAAGCUUGUUUGGAUCAGAGAUUGUUUUAACGAGAAAUAAUCGUGAAAGAUGGAGGCAAUUUCGGCCCAAAGUUUGGGCGCUGUUGGACGAUCCACGCUCUUCUCUUGCGGCAAAGGUGAGAAUGUAGAGAUAACUUUUAAUUUUAAUUUGUCUAUACUUGUCGAUCCUGAGAAGAAACUUUUCCUCCCGUAAUUUACAUAUUUUUCGAAAGAGGAAGAACAAAUUUGUCAGGUAAAUUAGUUUUCUCUUUUAUUUUAGUGGCGAUUUUGAAAAGCUCGCUGAAAAUCUCUCAAAGAAUUCAUGUUGCAGAAAACUGUCUCAGAGACAAAUUUAAACUAAGGAGUACUUUAUCUCUUUAAUUUUUUUUUUAUUUAUCUUGUAGGCAACAAGAGAAAAAAUGUAUUUAUCUAGGGAAAUUAUAUUUCAUCGAUACUUCUUUUAAUCAUGCAAAAGAUGUUUCUCUUUGCAUAAAAAUGACCGAGCUGUUGUUAUAGUUAUCUCACAGCAAGGGUUACCAUUCAUCCCGAAAAAAUUCAGUUUCGACACUUCACUAUCCUUUGAUAAGCUCUAAGUGUGCAAUUUGCGAAUUGCACAACCCUUUUAGAGAGAAAUUAUACCUGAACAUAACUAGUCGUAUCUUCAACCAUUGGUCAAAUACGGACUCAUUCAAGUCCAUAACCAACAGAUUAAACGCAAUCAAGGUGGCAGGUGUUUUUCGGAGAAGAUCUGUCAUAAAUGCGCUGCAAACACCUGAUCGUUUUAACCUUCAUUUCAAUUUCUAAACAGUGCUGAUCAAUUCAUUUUAAACACGAUUGACAAUUCAGUUCAAAAGCUUGAUAGAAACACGACUAAGAAACAGAAUAAGGUGGUGAUAAGGAAAGGAGUCUUGGUUUGUUUUUUUUUUAAUGGAGGAGGAAAUCGAACCCCAGAGCCUCUAUUUUUUUUCUGAUUUCCCUUUGCCAAUAGGAUUUUAAGACACCGUUUUAAUGUGAGGGUCAUUCAAAAAGUCUUUUGAUUACCUUGAUAUUCAAUUGUUUCUUUUUAGACAUUUGGCGACAUAUUGACGUUUCCUUAGUGGGGGAUCAGUUUUGUAAUGUUCGCCGUGUGGAAAAAGUUUCCUUUACAGUAGAAAUUUAUCCACAAUUAAACCAUAUCUUUUGUAUCUCUACCUAUUUUUUGUCUAGGACUCCUCUUUUAGCUUCUAAAGACCAACUGUACCAAUCGAAAAUUGUCUUCAAAUGCUCUAAAAUUUUGAUUACAGACGCCACUAUUUCAGGAAAAAAAAAAACAAAAACAAAAAAACAUCAGUGAGUAACCAGUCAGAAAAACUUCCAAGAGAUGCAGAAUAAGAGGCAAGGCUUUAUUACAUCACAGGAAAGCUACCAGGCUGCUAAGCAAGACUCAAAAUGCUUGUGUCCUCAGUCUGAUUCCAAGCUAAUUUGAAACAAUUUUCGUAAGGCUAUGUUACUCUCUGGAAUCCCAAAACGCAGUCGCUCAUAUAAUUCCUCUACGCUUUCAAAUGGUGGAGAUAAAAAUCAUUCGGUUUCAAGGGUUUUCUCCUUUAUAAGAUCCCUCACCAAACAAAAACAAUUUUUUUAAGCUGGUUCUACAUUUUUUGCUUGAAGUUAGUUUUUUCUCUGGUUUGCUAGCAGUUUAUAUUUAUUUCAAUGAAAGGGAAACACCAAAUAUAGCCCUAGUUUCCCCUUUAAAAAUUUGGAACUUCAAGUCUUGGUUUCUGAAUACGAAAAUAAAGCCAGAGGAAAACUGAGAAAAACCCAUGCAGCAGAAACAAGAACCAGACAAGACCAGAUCUAUACAUGACAUCAGCGGGUUCGAGAAUUCACGCUAUACUGGACUUGCUUUUCCAUGCUAAUUGAAGAAUUCUCAAAUAUUUUUUAGGUAUUCAUUGGUUUGACAAGUCUGUUUAUCUUGGUCUCAGUCACGCAAUUCUGCCUUAGCACCGUGACAUCCAUCAAAGAUAACGCAACGCUGAUGAGGAUCUUGCGGAUUCUAGAUGCCGUGACAUCGAUUUGGUUCACAGUGGAAUUUUUUCUUCGUCUCAUCUUCUGUCCGAAUUUCAAAAACUUUGCAAAGAAUCCCAUGAACUGGAUCGAUCUACUUGCUGUUUUACCAUUUUAUCUUUCAUUGUACCACAUCGAAACAAGAACAUCUUGGCUUGUUGUGAUGAGAACGCUAAGAAUUUUCCGCAUUUUCAGUUUGUCCUUUUCAUUCCAAAUCUUAUUCCAUACACUAAUAUCAAGCAAGAAUGAGCUCUUUCUGGUGUUUUUCAGCCUUAUUGUGCCAAUCAUUUUAUUUUCGAGCAUGAUUUACUUCGCUGAGAAUGAAAACAACGAAGAAAUGUUUCCCAGCAUCCCCGAGUCUUUUUGGUGGGCUAUCGUGACUGUCACAACACUCGGGUAUGGUGAUGUAGUUCCGGUAACGAAAGUAGGGAAAGUUAUAGGAGCAAUGUGCGCUAUCUGCGGCGUCAUCAUAAUUGCACUUCCGGUCUCAGUGAUUGGCAGCAACUUCUCGUAUUUUUACAUGCAAGCGCGCACGCGUAUACAACAACCGCGGCGGUCUACAAAGAUGGCCCCGCUUUCGCAGGUUCCCGCCAAUUUAAUGUAUAAGCGUUUACCACGCAGGCGCAGUGGUUCCGGAUCAGAAGCUAAUGGAAGUGUGCCAAGGAGGUCACGCGUAAGAAAACGGUCAAGUAGCAAGAGGAGCAUAUCUACGCAUGCGUCAUACGGGCGCAGACCGAGCAGGAAGUCAAAUUCAACGUAUGGAAUUAGAGCAAGUGCCCUAGAGAUGGUGGAAAUUUUAAAGCAAGAUCAACGAAGAGAGACAAUGAAAGAGGAAACGUGA
Messenger RNA from Pocillopora meandrina, 3302 nucleotides. The record is from the annotation of a GenBank genome assembly. NCBI's taxonomy places the organism in Eukaryota, Metazoa, Cnidaria, Anthozoa, Scleractinia, Pocilloporidae.